This is a messenger RNA of Physcomitrium patens, 4677 nucleotides long. RefSeq lists its product as uncharacterized. NCBI's taxonomy places the organism in Eukaryota, Viridiplantae, Streptophyta, Bryopsida, Funariales, Funariaceae. The record is from RefSeq and is a predicted model, not a curated record.
CUAACUCAGAUGCACGGAAGCAUUUACGAUUUGCAACGUGUUCACAGCACUCAAAAGGAAACGCUGCCUGAUCGCACGUUGAAUGGAAUAGAAUGGACAGGUGAGAUAGUGAGAGUAGGACAGGCGCGUGGCAAUCCAGGGAGUAGCGCAAAAGGAGAUAUGAGCGAUCGCUGCGUUUCCCCACAGUGCAUUGCUUCUCCACUUGCCAGGAUUUUUCGGCAGGCUACGGCGAUGAUCGUGGCUAUGAAACCUUGUCCCGCUCUGAGUCAACACCAGGGUGGCUGUACAUUGCCUCUUCUCGUGGUGGAUGAUGGCAUUGAGCGACUUUUUUCUGUAAAAUUCAGGGUCUUGUUUCGGUUUUGCACUGGUAGUUUGGCAGUGACGCCCGAGUUUUUGCGUCUGUUAUUUUCCUCCUUGAACUCGGUUUUUGGUUUGAGCGGGUAGGUCGUCAGGGGCUGCAGUGUUGAUUUGAAAUGAUAGUUUUGGCUUUUGGGAUCAUUUUAGGCUUCUGGACGAAGCGGCAAAGGAUUUUGUUAGUUGGAGGGUUUUGGACGUUGAAAGUGCUGUAGGACGUUAUCGCGGCAUUUGCUGAUGUAGAUUAGGUUGGCUGAGGAUGAAAUGAUGAGAGGCCAAAUGGGCUCAUCCUUCGAGAGCUGGCUUAAAGAUGGAGGCAAUCAAUUGCGCUUCAGGUGAUUGUGAUUGUAGGUUAGGAUUUGCGAACGUGAUCGUCAGGGGUCGUUGUUAUGCUGAAGCUUUUCGCAUUGUCGAAAAAUCACAAUUUCAGAGCCGGACUUUUGUGUUGUUCAUAGACUGGCUUGUUUGUGAAUCCCUAGAGUGGAGUUGAUUGUGUGAAAGGAGGUAGCAUAGACCAGAUGAUGAGUGGAGGGUGUGAACUGAGUUUUUCCUGCAAAUGUGGUAACACUGUCUGCUGGUUUACGGAGGAUGUGCCUGUCAGAGGUAGCGUGAACUUUUAUAAAAAAAAGUAUAUAUCUGCUCACAGGUCACCCUAGCAUUUGGCAACAAUAGUGGCAACGAUUUCCAAAUCAACAACUUAGGAUAGUUUAUUCCUUAGUUUGAAGUUGUUAGGGAAUUAGUGAUAAGCAAGGCAGUCAUUCGGGUGCGUCCCUAAUGCGGCUCACAGCUCUGGUGAAGGUCUGCAGACGCACAAGUGCACUAUAGCACGCCAUAGACCGAGGAUCUCGAAGACCCUAAUGUCCAAUUUGAACUAUGACAUGGACGGCGAUAGAUGAAAGAGACUCUCACUCCCGCGACAAACCGAGCACAGUUGCCCAUGUCAGGGAUGAUAAUGUUGAAAGACACAACAAUCUUUCAAUUUUAAGCAUUGUAAUUUGCACACUAGGUUUAUUUAUUUUGGAGCAGAAGACAAAGAAGACAAAGAGGUAAGAAAAUCUUUUGUCAGAGGUACGGGGCGGAGUCAUGCCUUUGUUCAAAUCUAGGGCGCGGCCGCGGUUGACGCGUUUGUCAACCUCAUCUUCAUUGUUUAGAAGAAAAGAACGUCAAAUUUACAUCUACCUUUUUGCGGCGGCUAUUUUGCUCAUAGCAUCAGUUUCCAUUCUGCAACUCAGUCUUGGCAGAACCUCCGCUCACGCAGCACGUGCUGCAGAUGCUAAGCAUUACAGGAGACGAGCAAAUGGAAGGGAGGACUUGCAAGUCAACCGCGAUAUGGGUGAAUUUGGUACUGCAGUCGACCAAGAGAAACAAGGAGGGACUGAAAAGGCUCGUCGAAAACACGGGGCUGAGUUGUUUGAUUCGAGAAAUCUUCCGAAGAACCUGAAGAUACGAAGUGCAGGUGAGGCGGAAGUAGGAAAUAGAUUAAUUGAGGAAGAAGAGGAAGAUGGAUAUAAGGGAAAGGAGACUCAAGUUCUUGCAGAAUUCGAUGAAAGGGAAUCGUAUUUGAACGACGGAGAAAUAGAUGAGGAUCUCAACGAGGAAAGACGAGAAAGUGGAACGUACCAAGGGCAGCAACUGGAGGAUAUGGAUAGAUUUGAUGAUUACAAAGUGACGGAGGACAGUUUUAAUCAUCAAGGACAGCUAUUAGAAGAUAUGGACAAGUUUGAAAACCGGCUGUUGUCACAGUAUAGUUACCAACAUCGAGGGCAGCUAUUGGAGGAUAUGGACAAAUUUGACAAUCGUCAAGUGACACAAGAUAGUUACAAACAUCAAGGGCAGCUGUUGGAAGAUAUUGACAAAUUCGACAAUCGUCAAGUGACACAGGAUAGUGACAAACAGCAAGGGCAGCUGUUGGAAGAUAUGGACAAAUUUGACAUCCAUCCAGAUACGAAAGGUACUGUCAAGCUCCCGUUUUUAGAUGCCGCAGAGCGUCAAUACAUACAGGAUUUGGGUGAAUCACGAGGCAUUGAACGAAAUAGGAAGUACCAGACAGUUGGUAGAAACCGAACUGGAAAGCGGAUGAAGGAAAUACCUUUGGUAAGCAAAAACAACACCCGUCCCUAUUCACAAGAAGGGCAAAAAGAGUCACGUAAGCUGGGUCACAGGAGAAAUUACGGAAGGGAUAUGCCGAACAUAGAAAGAGAAGUCAAAGAACUGGAUAAUCUUGACAUGAUUAAUCGUUCGGUUGCUGAUAAGUUGGACACAGAGGACAAAAAUCAGUUGGCCAAUACAAUCAAACGGGUUCCUGAAGAUGCGCAGGGAUCGAUGUGGGCUGCUGUAAAACAAGAAAUGGAAAAGAGAAAGGCCCUUCUUGGAGAGAAUCAUGUGGGAAAUUUCAAGCAGGAAGCAGGAAAUCCUGCUAAAGUCGGCUUUAGGGAAUCUAAUCCUAGCCUUGCUUCAUCGCAUUUGAAGAGUGUUAAGGAGAUACAGUAUCUGGAACAAAAAAUUGAACCAGGAGCGCCUCUUCCUCUUGGAGGAUUUAAAGAGUUUCCCAAAAUUAAGAAUGCCAGUCACGAAAAUGAUGACGAACUUUUGGGCAAAAACGUGCUUGAGAAGGGCGUAAAGGGUGAGGGUGGGGUGUUAGUUGAUGGAGGCAGAUCGCUAGCAAGGAGAUUUGGAAUAUCUCCUUGGGAUAUGCAGAGGUUGAGAGAGACUGGUAACGUUAAUCCCUCAAACCUACUAAAUGGCAAUAAAGAUAACAAAGACACGGAUCAAUCAUCUAUGCCAGCGCUAGGAACAGAUGAAGACCAUAAUCAAGAUUCUAUUGAGUCGAAUGCGCUUGCUUUUGAGAAAAGAACACCUGACGCUAAGGGAUUCGACCAGGAUAAAAACCUCAAGGUAUCCGUGGCACAGGUGCACGCGGAGAUCAUGGAUGUGCAGUCUGGUAAGCGGCAGAUCAACCAAGACCAGUUACACAAUGGUGAAGACCGCAGUAGUGAAGAUGGGGAAGAAUUGGAAUCAAAUAUAACUAACAAAGACGUUUCAGCCGUGGAAGAGAAUGAUGGUGGCGACGAUGAUGAUGAAGUGAUCCAGUGGGGAUUUUACCCAUCCUUAAGCCGAUCACUCAAAUUCUCAAGGUUCUUGUCUGCAUUCUUCGAAAAGGAGAACUGUUCCUUCAGAGUCUUUAUGGCGUGGACCACUGCCCCAUGGGCUUACACUCCUCGCCACCAGCGUGCUAUCGAGAGUAUACUCCAUUUUCACCCUCAUGCAUGCAUCGUGGUGUUCACUGAAACCAUCGACUUUCAGUUUUUUGAUAGUUGGGCAAAGGAGGGGUAUAAGAUUGCUGUGGCGAGACCGAAUCUGGAAGAACUUCUUGGGAAGACCCCUGCUAUUGAUUUCGCAUAUGUAUGGUAUGAAUGGCGAAACAUGAACUUAUUCUACAUCCACUACACGGAGUUGUUGCGCAUUGCAGCUCUUCACAAGUAUGGAGGAGUAUGGCUUGACAUGGAUAUGAUCUUGGCCAGACCCCUACCUACAAUACACAACGUUCUCGGUUCAACAGUUUCUGAGAGUGGCGAGUGGGUUUUGAAUGGGGCAUUCAUGUCCUUUGAUAAAUCAAGCUCCUUUUUGAAGGCAUGUAUUGAGGAAUUUGUUGCAACGUACGAUGAGACAUCACUAGGAUGGAAUGGAGCUGAUUUGUUGAAUCGUGUAGCUUCAAAUGCUACUAGGAGGGGUGGGAAAACAUGGCUAGAGUCCAAGCAUCUACAAGUCUUAGAACCAGUUGCAUUUUUCCCACUUAGCCGACACGAUAUUAUAAGGUACUUCGCAGCACCAAAAAGUCAUCAAGAUAAAGUUGAGCAGAAACAGAUGCUCACAGCUAUACUGAAGAAAUCCCAUGGAACACAUCUUUGGAACUCGGUGACUGGACGGCAUGUCCCCGAACCUGGGAGCCUUGUGGAAAAACUUCUAAACAGAUUUUGCUUGCGAUGUACAGAUAUACUUUAACAACUGGAAUGCAUCACGACGCUAAAAUGUAGUAUCCUCCAAUUUUAGCUGGCGGGUGGCCGAAGUAUUGUACCAUAGUGUUCCACAGAACCCAUUUUUUCUCCUGUUCUCAAAUCCCUUGCGUUCUUUCCCACUUCAUCUCUAUAUCUUUGGGGAAGGCUCCAGACGAACCUAACCUGAUUGGAGGUCUUCGUGUGGUUGAGGCUUGGAAGUGGGGUUUAUGCAUUUGUAGACCAAAUUAAGAAAUUUGUGACAUGUUUCGAGUUUAUUCCUGAACGACGAGCUUCUUCACAAUACGUUGCAGAAGUGAUUUUGGCCUCA